Molecule: messenger RNA, 393 nt
Organism: Pecten maximus
Lineage: Eukaryota; Metazoa; Mollusca; Bivalvia; Pectinida; Pectinidae
Source: RefSeq, a predicted model, not a curated record
UGAAUGGUGAAAACACAACACGGAGUUUGCUGAUACGUUCCUGAGGUGACGGGAGGGGUCCGCACAGGUAACGGUUCCUAAUCCGGCAGUGACACGGGUGCGAUACAGGUAUUUAUAGGACGUAUAUAGGUGGACACGUGGUCUUGUUUAUAUCAGACCGACACCGGUCACACAGGAGUUAGUUAGGAUGGCGGUCACAUUGUGUAUUCUUCUUUCUUUGGCUAUAUACCCAUACCUGGCAAGUGCAUCUGCUGACAUUGAGUUUCAACUCCGAGAGUUUGCAUUUACCUCCGAGCUUGGGUCGGUAUGUUGUGGACAGGAAUCUGCUGAGACAACCGGAUGUCUGUCUGUCUGUCCGUACCGUCUACAGUUCUGUAUAGGAUCCAGUGAAAG